Molecule: messenger RNA, 720 nt
Organism: Talaromyces marneffei
Lineage: Eukaryota; Fungi; Ascomycota; Eurotiomycetes; Eurotiales; Trichocomaceae
Exons: 2
Coding region: 1-720 (239 amino acids)
Molecular function (GO): glyoxalase III activity
Source: RefSeq, a predicted model, not a curated record
AUGGUUCUCCCUCGCAAAGCUGUCAUCAGCGUCACCUCGGCCCAGGCCACGCUCUUCAACGGCAAGGAAACGACCGGUGUCUUCAUCAGCGAAGCUCUCCAUCCCUACCAUGUCCUGACCGCCGCCGGAUUCGAAGUUGACCUUGUCUCUGAGACCGGAACCUAUAUUGCCGACUGGCUUUCCCAGCAACCCGACUUCCUCAACGGCGACGAUCUCAAAACAUGGAACGACAAGACCAGCGAUUUCCGCAAGAAGAUGGACAACAUGCCCAAAGCCGCUGAUGUAGAUGGCUCUCAAUACGGAGUUUUCUUCGCCUCGGCCGGGCACGCCUCUUUGAUCGAUUACCCAAAGGCAAGGAAUUUGCAGAAGAUUGCUGAAGAGGUUUGGGCGAAUGGCGGUGUUCUCGGCUCUGUUUGUCAUGGUCCUGCCAUCUUUGCCAAUAUCCUUGACAAAGCGACUGGUGAACCUGUUAUUAAGGGAAAGAAACUUACUGGCUUUACUACUGAGGCGGAAUAUACUAUGCAAAUUAUGGAUGACCUUAAGAGCUGGAACUCUGAGCUUGUGGAGGAGCUUGCUGCGCGCCUCGGUGCUAAGUAUGAGCGCUCAGCCGGCAUUUGGGAUGAUUUCCAUGUUGUCGAUGGUCGCCUCGUUACCGGACAGAACCCUGCCAGUGCAACGUCAACUGCCAAGGCUGUUGUGGAAGUGUUCAACAAGCUUUAA